UUAACCAUUUAGCGCGUGGUCUGUCUGUUUGCGCUACCAAUUGUUGACACAAAAAGGUUCGUCGUCGUUUGGUCUUCAAUAUUAAUAUGCUACGAUCAUCUUUUCUUUGUAAUUCAAAAAAAUGGAAUCUACUGCAAAGACUUGUUCAUUCAGAAGCUAUCACUUAUACUGAGCAUGGCGAUCCAGAACAGGUUUUACGUUUCUCAUCCACUCCAGUACAUCCGUUUGCAAAUGACGAGGUUUUGGUAAAAGUUCACGCGGCCCCUAUUAAUCCAUCGGAUAUCAACACGAUACAAGGUACUUAUCCAAUCAAACCAAAACUACCUGCUGUUGCUGGGAAUGAAGGUGCGGGUAAAAUUAUUGCGUGUGGGAAGAACGUGGAUGGUUUCUCCGUAGGCGAUACAGUUAUUCCUUUGGAAUUAGCGUCAGGGACAUGGCAAACAUACUGGUGUGGUAAAGCUGACAGUUUCUUGAAGAUAAAACAUCCCAUCCCGAUAUCUUAUGCUGCAACAUUAGCAAUUAAUCCUAGCACUGCACUUCAUUUACUCAAUAAUUUUGUAGAACUUCAAAAGGGCGAUAUUUUAAUUCAAAAUGGUGCGACUAGUGCUGUUGGAAUAUAUGUGAUCCAAAUAGCAAAAAUAUUAGGAUUUAAUACAGGUGAGAGUUUUAUUUAUUUUUAUCAACUUAUCUUGACACUGCCUUCAUAUUUUAUGUGUUUAGUGAACCUGUUUCGUGAAAGAGAUACACCUGAAGCCACAGAAGAAACACGUAAUCUUCUUAAAAGUUAUGGAGGUACAUGGUGUCUCACAGAGUCUGAAUACAUGGAACGAGCAAAAGAACUAGGCCCUUUCAAACUUGCAUUAAACUGCUUAGGGGGGAAACCUGCAUCGAUCUUGGUGAAAAACCUAAGUCAUUCCGGGACUAUGGUUACAUACGGUGGAAUGACACGAAAUCCAAUGCCCUUACCCGUUGGUCCAUUCAUUUUUAAAGAUAUCAGUUUACGCGGUUUUUGGCUCUCUAAUUUUAAUCUACAUCAGUCCACUUCAAAAAGACAACUUACUAUCGACCAACUAUCAAAAUGGUUUUCUGAAAAUCUUAUUAGACCCUCACCAUUUGAAGAAAUUCCUUUCAAAGAAUGGCGUAAGGCGUUGCAUAUGUCAUUAUUCAGUGAUUCAGCACCAACAAGUAUUAGAAAAAAGUCUGUUUUGAUUAUGGAAUGAUGUACUAAUUUCUAUUGUAAAUUACUGUGUAAAUUGUAAUGUUACUGAGUUAGUUGAUGUUCUGCUUUUUUAUCUCCAGAACUUAAAAUUCCUACUGUUUAGAUCAUACUUAUACACCGACUUGUAAUUACCAUUCUACAAAUAUUUUGACUUUAAUUCAAGAAAAUAAUUUUCAAGAUCACAUUUUUUGUACCUUUACAUCUGUAUAGUAUACUGAAUAGCGUAUAAAGUAUAUAUUGGAUUAAGGAUUUUGGUUCGUUAAUUUAGAGUUUUUUAUCAACCAAAAUAAUAUUUGUUGCUUUCAAAGUGUUUAUAUUCAUUGCUGUUUCAAGUCAAAAAAACAUUGGUUAGCUCUAGGUUUUGACCGAAGUUUAUUGGCCAAUAUAUAUAUCAGGUAACUUAUUGCAUGUCAACUUUGUAUAUUAUUUAGGCGGCGGAUAGUAAUGUUAUUAUGACUUUUUUUCUUAUUGGGAACUAAUAAGUAUUCGAAAAAAGCAAGAAUGGCCAUAUUUUCAGAAUACUAUGAAUCCACUGUAUUUUGUUGCUUUUUACUUCGGCUGCAUGUGGACUAGCUCACUGGAUUGUGAGUUGAACUCACACUUCCUUUUUUGCCAGAGUUCCUAUAAAUUUAUUUUUACCUUAAAUAUCCUCGAACUAUCACCUGAAAGAUUUAUAAAAAUCCUAUUAAUACGUUUAUUCUUAACAUCUUUCACAUUUCCAGCAACUUAUUUGUUAUCAAUUGACAAUCCACUUUUCAACAUUUUGUUAGUAGUCGAAAACAAUUGAACUUAGUAACUUGUAUGUAGCUUAAGAGAAGGCAACGAAAUACAAUAAAUUCCUCGCCUU
Molecule: messenger RNA, 2066 nt
Organism: Schistosoma margrebowiei
Lineage: Eukaryota; Metazoa; Platyhelminthes; Trematoda; Strigeidida; Schistosomatidae
Source: the annotation of a GenBank genome assembly